AAGAAUUUUCGCCACCGGCAGUUCUUCGCGGGCUCUGUAGUCUGAUGAACUUCUGUUUGCGCCGGCUACCGUCCACUUACAAGAAAUGCUUUCCAAAUAAAUCGGAAAUUCAAAUUUUCAUUCUUCCCAUCAAACGGCGUUCUCAACGAUUUCGAAACCGAACCCUUUUCGAUGGUUUUGUUGGUGGGCACCGCUCUUCCACUCACUUCUAUGGCCUAUCUUGCCGCUCUCGGAAGCCGAGUCCAAAUUCAACUCAGAAGCUCUGCAUUUUCUAUUUCCAGAAAAGGGUUUUCUCCCUUUCGACGAAUUGCCCAAGCACGCCUUCAAUCCGUUUCUGCUGCUGAGUUUGAUCGGGAGACGUUGCCCUCCAAUGAAUCAGAAAUCAUAUUUAUAGGUACAGGUACCAGCGAGGGAAUCCCGCGAGUGAGUUGCCUGACUAAUCCUGUAAAGAAAUGCCCGGUAUGCUUCAAAGCUGCAGAACCGGGAAAUAAGAACAGGCGGCUUAAUACCAGUAUCCUAGUUCGAUAUCCUGGACCCUCUGGAAGUCGUAACAUUCUUAUAGAUGUUGGAAAGUUUUUCUACCACAGUGCUCUUCGAUGGUUUCCAGCAUUCGGGAUAAGAACAAUUGAUGCGGUUAUUAUUACUCAUUCUCAUGCUGAUGCAAUUGGAGGUCUAGAUGAUCUUCGUGAUUGGACAAACAAUGUCCAGCCCUCUGUUCCAAUUUAUGUGGCUCAGCGUGAUUUUGAGGUGAUGAAGAAGACUCAUUACUAUUUGGUGGACACAAGUGUGAUCUUACCCGGUGCUGCGGUCUCAGAGUUGCAGUUCAAUAUCAUACCUGGGGAGCCUUUUGUAGUCCAUGAUUUGAAGGUGACCCCUUUACCAGUGUGGCAUGGUCGUGGCUACCGUUCGCUGGGUUUUCGAUUUGGAAAUGUUUGUUACAUUAGUGAUGUUAGUGAAAUACCUGAAGAAACUUAUCCACUGUUGAAAGAUUGUGAAAUCCUCAUUCUGGAUGCUUUACGGCCUGAUCGAUCUUCCUCCACCCACUUUGGACUUCCAAGAGCUUUAGAAGAAGUAAGGAAAAUUCAACCAAAGAGAACUUUUUUCACCGGUAUGAUGCAUCUAAUGGAUCACGAAGAGGUAAACAGUUAUCUGAUGAAAUUGAAGGAGACUGAAGGGGUGGACGCUCAACUAAGCUACGAUGGGCUUCGAAUACCAGUAACCCUCUAACUCUCCUUCUUCUUAACAUUUUUAUUACUGUUAGUCUCCAUUUUUUCACUCAUUUAACUAAAUCAAUAAAAAUGUUAUAUAUACACAAACAAAUACGACGUGAUUUGCUCUCAAAUCUUCUUUUCCCCUUUGUAACUUUUGGUUGGUCCCUAACCUUUUAGGCAUUUUUCAAUUUGAUCAUCUUUUUUUAGUAUAGUAAGCGGUGGAAGACUCGAACCUUCUACCGGUUGAACCUUUUGAUCUUCAAUGUGUUUGAAAUUCUCAAUUAGCUCAUUCCAUGAAACAUGGUUGGAAUUUGUUAUGAAAGAGGUAAUGCAUCAUUAAAUUUUUUGUUUAUUA
Molecule: messenger RNA, 1566 nt
Organism: Momordica charantia (bitter melon)
Lineage: Eukaryota; Viridiplantae; Streptophyta; Magnoliopsida; Cucurbitales; Cucurbitaceae
Product: Metallo-hydrolase/oxidoreductase superfamily protein
Source: RefSeq, a predicted model, not a curated record